This is a messenger RNA of Rhagoletis zephyria (snowberry fruit fly), 4692 nucleotides long. Lineage: Eukaryota; Metazoa; Arthropoda; Insecta; Diptera; Tephritidae. The record is from RefSeq and is a predicted model, not a curated record.
AUGCUCGAGUGUGAUGCCGUCCUCAUGACAGGCUCGUGCAUUGUCGACGAGAGCAUGCUCACCGGCGAGUCGGUGCCCACGCCCAAAGUGGCCCUGGUCGAGGACUCCAGCUCCUUCUACUCACCGGCACUGCACAAAAGCAACACGCUCUUCUCGGGAACUCGAGUGCUGACGGUGCAGGGCGCCAAGGAGAGCCAGGGAAAGGUGAAGGCAGUGGUGGUGCGCACUGGGUUCGCCACUGCAAAGGGCGAACUGGCUCGAAGUAUUCUCUUUCCACUAACGGCGAACAACAACUUGAAGAAACAGCUAAUUAAAAUGUCCGCCAUCUUCUUUGUCAUUGGCAUUCCUUGCAUGGCCUACACAGUGUACGCCCUGUCUCGCUUUAAGUACGCCAGUCAUGACAUCUUCAUCAUCGUCCUCGAUGUGGCCACUUUUCUCAUUCCACCGGUGCUGCCAGCUGUGCUGACUAGCAUAAAUGUGCACGCUCAGAGGCGGCUAAAGACAAAGGACAUCUACUGUCUCAAUCCUCGAAUGAUCAGCUGUUCAGGAGAGGUUGAUGUGAUGUGCUUCGACAAGACGGGUACACUUACCGACGACACAAUCGAAUUUGCUGGUGUCGUUCCAGUCAGUGAUGGUCACUUUGAGGAGAUGCAGACUGACCUCGAGCAGUCCAAUAUUGACGACCACGCGAUAGUGCGCUCAAUGGCAGCCUGUAACUCGCUGGUCGAGUAUGAAGACAAGGUCGAGGGUGAUGACCUCGACUUGAAGCUAUUUACAGUCACUGGGUGGAAAUUUACGGCCGAUUAUGAUGCAGCUCUUUUUGAGAAGGCCCCUGAACGCGUGGUGACCAGUGGAAGUGGCGCUCAUACAGUGGCCAUCAUGAAGCAGUUUCCAUUCGAGUCUUUUUUGCAGCGAAUGUUGGUCAUUGUUCGAGACACACAGAGGUCCUCUAAUGUGGCCAUCGUCAAAGGGGCACCGGAAAUAGUUGCCUCCUUUUGUACUUCGGAAAGCAUUCCAAAAGACUUUUUAGAAGUCUUUGAAUCGUACACUCGUCGUGGCUUUCGAGUGCUCGCCACUGCAAUCAAGGUGAUUCCUGAUGAUGGCGUGGACAUGAGUCGAAGUGAAAUCGAGUGCCAGAUGGAAUUCGUCGGACUGUUUCUUUUCAAGAACAAACUCAAAGAGGCAACCUUUGAUGUGCUGCAGGAGCUUCGCAGGGCAAACAUCAGAUGCAUCAUGGCAACGGGCGACAGUCUUCUCACUGGCAUCAGUGUCGCCGAGGAGUGUCAACUGGUGGACAAAUCAGACGCCAUCAUCAGAGUGCGAGCCCACCUGGACAAGUCGUCGAAAAAGGUGCAGGUGCAGUACAGCUACAUCAAGUACCCCGACUUUGUGCUGAAGAACGACAACAAUGCCAACUUUGAGCAGGCCAGUGGUGGUCAUUUCAGGUACCACUUUGCCAUUGAGGGCGACUCCUUUAACACCAUCCGCGCGGCUGAUUCACAGCUGAUCGAGCGGAUAGUCCACAAGGGCACCAUCUUUGCGAGAAUGUCUCCUGACCAAAAGCUGAGUCUAGUGAAUCUGCUGCAGAAGCAGAAUCACAACGUGGGCAUGUGUGGUGAUGCAAUGGAUCUUUUUGACGUCUUUAAUUUAGACUCUACAGCGAAAAAACGUAAAGCUAAUGACAUUGAAGAGGAUGACGUUGAAGCAGCUGUUCAUGAGAAAGUUGACGACAAUCUCAUUGACCAGCUUAUGAGCGAUGCCAAGAAACAGAAAAGCGACGAUUCUGCUGUUUCCAUUGUUGAACCAAGUGCCGAUCAAUCACAGAAUGACCUUGAAAAUUUUGCAGGAAACUUGGAAAGUUUUAUUCCACGAGCCAAAAAGUGUCAAAUCGAAACUAAAGGCUCCGCUGUUCACGAAGUAAUUAUUCCCGAUGAUUUAGAAUAUGUUCCCCUUCGCGACAAUAGCGAUAAUCCGAAUUACAAACCGGUUAAAGAAUACAAGUUUGUUUUGGAUUCUUUUCAAAAGGAAGCCAUCUUAUGCAUUGAAAAUAAUCAAAGUGUUUUGGUUUCAGCGCACACUUCUGCCGGUAAAACCGUGGUUGCCGAGUACGCUAUUGCUUCUUCGCUGCAGAAUAAGCAACGGGUUAUCUACACAACACCAAUCAAAGCACUAAGCAACCAGAAAUACCGAGAAUUCCAAGAAGAGUUCGAUGAUGUCGGUCUGAUUACUGGAGACGUGACCAUUAACCCUACUGCAUCGUGCCUUAUCAUGACUACUGAAAUUUUGCGUUUGAUGCUUUUCCGCGGCAGUGAGGUGAUGCGUGAAGUUGGCUGGGUCAUUUUUGAUGAGAUUCACUACAUGCGAGACAGAGAGCGCGGUGUCAUUUGGGAGGAAACCAUCAUCCUCCUUCCAGACACAGUGCACUACGUCUUUCUCUCUGCAACCCUUCCGAAUGCCUGCCAGUUUGCUGAAUGGAUCGCCCACCUUCACCACCAGGCGUGUCACGUGGUCUACACUGAUUACCGACCCGUCCCUCUGAAUCAUUACAUCUACCCGGCCGGUGGAGAGGGCAUGCACUUGGUGCUAGAUGAAAAGAACAACUUUCGAGAGGACAACUUUAAUCUGGCCAUGAAUGUUCUGCAAAACGCCGGCGAUAAAGCCAAAGGUGAUAUGAACAAUCGUGGUCGCAAAGGUGGAAUGAAAGAUGAUUCAAAUAUUCUCAAGGUCAUCCGAACCAUCAUGGAGCGCAGCCUUGCUCCGGUCAUCGUUUUUAGCUUUAGCCGUAAGGAAUGUGAAGCUUAUGCACUUCAAAUUAGCAAGCUUGAAUUUAAUUCUCCUGAAGAGAAAGCACUCGUUGAAGAGGUUUUCAACAAUGCAAUUGAAGUGCUGAGUGACGAAGACAAGAAAUUGCCCCAAGUUCAGCAAAUUUUACCACUGCUCAAACGAGGUGUCGGAAUUCACCACAGCGGUCUUCUGCCAUUGAUUAAGGAGACCAUUGAAAUUCUGUUCGGUGAAGGCUUAAUCAAAACUCUCUUUGCUACUGAAACCUUUGCCAUGGGUCUCAACAUGCCAGCGCGAACGGUAGUCUUUACCAAUGCGCGAAAGUUUGACGGCACCGACUUUCGGUGGCUCACCUCGGGCGAGUACAUUCAAAUGAGUGGCCGCGCUGGUCGCCGAGGCCUCGAUGAGCGUGGUAUUGUCAUUCUCAUGAUUGAUGAAAAAAUGAGCCCAGCGGUGGGCAAGGAGCUGGUCCGUGGUAAACCAGAUCCAAUCAACUCUGCAUUUCAUCUCACCUACAACAUGGUUCUCAACCUCCUUCGCGUUGAAGAGGUCAAUCCCGAGUAUAUGCUGGAGCACAGCUUUUUUCAAUUUCAACAUUACCUUGAAUAUCCUAAACUCAAUGAAAAGUACAAUGAGUUCAAGAAAGAACUCGAGGAAAUUAACGUUGAUGAUGAAAAGAACAUUUCCGAUUACAUUAAAAUUAAAAAUCAGCUACUACGAUCUGAAAAGGAGUUUCAAGCUUUUCUCACCAAUCCUCGAUACAUUUUGGGAUUUCUCAACUCUGGCCGACUUCUAAAAAUUUCAUCCAACGACAACAUCGACAUGGACUGGGGCGUUUGUGUGAACUUCAAGAAGAUAAAUAAACGAGAUCAAGAUCCUGUUUACACUGUUGACGUGCUUUUACUUGUGGACAAAAAGAUCGAUCCAUCAAGUGAAGCUCUGCUGCCGCCUUCUGCAAAUGACAAAGGCGAAAUGAAAGUCGCUACGCUGGCGCUAAAGAACAUUACCCAAGUGAGUUCGGCGCGUGUUUUUCUUCCAAACGACCUGAGGCCGAUGGAUAAUCGACAGUCAGUGCUCAAGUCGAUUAACGAAGUUAAGAAACGCUUUGGCAAAGUGCCACUUUUGGAUCCUCUGGAAGAUAUGAAAAUUAAAGAUACGGACUUUCUCAAUUUAGUAAAGAAUAUUGAAAAAUGCGAGAAACGACUUCAGGAGUUUAAGAAUAUCGACCCUCAAAGUGCUGAAAAGUACGAGAAAAAGCUAAAACUUGAGGAAGAAAUGGCCAAUUUGAAGAUUCAGAUGAAAAAGACUCGCAGUCUGCUGCAGAUGGACGAACUCAAGUGUCGAAAGCGUGUGCUUCGUCGACUUGGCUACUGUACUUCGGCGGAUGUUAUCGAAAUCAAAGGCCGUGUGGCUUGCGAAAUUUCCAGUGGUGAUGAACUCCUACUCACCGAAAUGCUUUUUCAAGGCGCUUUCAACGAGUUGAAUGUCUACCAAAUUGCUGCCCUUCUCAGCUGUUUUGUUUUUGAGGAGAAAACACAACAACAGCCCAAAUUAACCGAGGAGCUUUCAAAGCCACUAAAAACAAUGCAAGAGCUUGCCAAGAAGAUUGCCACCGUUUCAAAGGAGACCAAGUUGGAGAUAGAUGAGCAAACCUAUGUGGAAAAGUUUCGACCCAGUUUAAUGGAUGUCAUCUACGCCUGGGCAAAGGGCCAGCCAUUUGGUGAAAUAUGCAAAAUGACCGACGCUUUUGAGGGCUCCAUCAUUCGUUGCAUGCGGCGUCUGGAGGAGUUGCUUCGGCAGAUGUGUCAGGCGUCUAAAGUUAUUGGCAACACUGAUCUGGAAAACAAAUUCUCUGAAGCCAUCAAACUUAUCAAGCGAGACAUCGUUUUUGCUGCAAGUCUUUAUCUAUAA